Messenger RNA from Mugil cephalus (flathead mullet), 825 nucleotides. RefSeq lists its product as uncharacterized. The coding region runs from base 1 to 825 and encodes 274 amino acids. The transcript is spliced from 5 exons. The record is from RefSeq and is a predicted model, not a curated record. NCBI's taxonomy places the organism in Eukaryota, Metazoa, Chordata, Actinopteri, Mugiliformes, Mugilidae.
AUGGCAGAGCGAAAGGAAAAACAUGGAAUUGUCUUCAAAACAUUUGGAAAGGCUUCAGGUGGAGAUAAACAGUCUGACACUGUUGUAGACAAAAAUGAUGUACCAGAACUUGUACCAAAGGAGGAAGAGGAACAGGAGAUCUGCAAUGUCCAAAAUAAUAAGGAUAUAACAGGAGAGGAUGCACAGGAAAAAGACUUAACACAAGAAUGUGAAGGUGCGCUUGACUUGAGAGUUUUUCACAAUGAGGACAUCAAAACAGAGGAUAAUGAAAAGGACGGAGCCUUAAUACAAGAGGAGGAAGACUUAAAAGAGGAAGUUGCACAGGAGACGACAGAUGCACAGCCAGAGGAAGAUGUCCAAAAAGAAGACAGUGACAGCUGGAGUGACAAUGAAGAUGAUGACACUUAUGACAAAGAAGAAGAAUUCUUUAUACAGAGUCUUCCAGCACCACCUUCAUUUUUUUUUGUUCCUCGCAAUGCUUGGACAAAACUACGGAAAACUCAAAAGAAGGACCACUUCAAGGGACUGCAGUGGACUAACAUAAUUUCAGCCGGUAUACGCAAAAUCCAUCCACAUUGCAGUUUUGCAUUUUUAGGACACAGGGUCAAGGUUCGUGGAUCAAAAAGGAAUGCACCUCUUUUUAAAUGCUCUGCACAUUGCUUGUUCAGUGACUGCCCAGUGGAAGCUGAUGUUAUUGUGCACAGUGAGACCACACUUAAAGCACACGUGUACUUCAGAGGUGAAACAGCAGUGCAUAGUAAAACAGAGCUGCAAAGGCGACCUGUUAGAGCAGACAAACAAAAAAUAAUAUACCAGUGUUCUUAA